This is a messenger RNA of Stomoxys calcitrans (stable fly), 2144 nucleotides long. RefSeq names its product cytochrome P450 4g1. Gene Ontology annotation, molecular function: monooxygenase activity; iron ion binding; oxidoreductase activity, acting on paired donors, with incorporation or reduction of molecular oxygen. Lineage: Eukaryota; Metazoa; Arthropoda; Insecta; Diptera; Muscidae. The transcript has 2 exons. Bases 162 to 1811 code for a protein of 549 amino acids. The record is from RefSeq and is a predicted model, not a curated record.
AUAAUAACCCAGGCAACGGGCAUGACCAUCAGCAGUUCUACUCGAACCGUGUCGAGGAAACAAUUUCGAACGAACGUUAAGUGGCCGCGUGUUAUAUCGGGAUAAGAAAUUUCAUAUAACCACUUGCAAAGGAUAAGGCGAUAAAAAAGGACUAAGAGAAAAUGUCUGUGGAAACUCUGCAGGAUAGUGUGCAACCCACCAUGACGGGCGCUGAGGGCUCAAGCACCAUGGUGAGCGUCCUCUUUGGUUUGGGUGUGAUUGCCAUACUGUAUGAAUACUAUCGCCGUAAUACGCGAGAAUACAAGAUGAUGGACAAUAUACCAACACCCAAACAAUUGCCAUUGAUUGGCAAUGGCCACUUGGCCUUUGGACAAAGCAACCAUGAAAUAUUGAAAAUGGUAUCUAGCAUUUUUGACGAACUUGGAGAGACAAUACGAGUCACCCUGGGUCACAUGAAUGUUGUUUUCCUCACCAAUCCCUCGGACAUUGAGUUGAUACUGAGUGGCCAAAAGCAUUUGGAAAAAUCCGUGGAAUAUCGUUACUUCCGACCCUGGUUCGGCAAUGGUCUUCUCAUUUCGAAUGGCCAUCAUUGGCGGCAUCAUCGUAAAAUGAUUGCCCCCACCUUCCAUCAGAGCAUUUUGAAGAGUUUCAUUCCCACUUUUGUGAAACACUCCAAGGCGGUGGUGGGUCGCUUGGGCGAAACUGUGGGCAAAGAAUUCGAUUGCCACAAAUAUAUGUCUGAGACCACGGUGGAUAUUCUGCUUACCACUGCCAUGGGCUGCAAACUGCAACCGGAGACGGAAAAGAGUGCCGAAUAUGCCCAAGCUGUUAUGGAUAUGUGCGACAUUAUACACAAUCGCCAAUUGAAAUUGUUCUAUCGCCUGGAUUCCACCUACAACUUCACCAAGCUACGUGAACGCGAUAACCAAUUGAUGAAUGUCAUCCUCAGUAUGACUCGCAAGGUGGUCGAGGAUCGUAAGAAGAAUUUCAAUGCUGAAGAACGUGCCAUCAUCGAUCGUGAUGAGAAGACUAAGGGGGCACAGGAGAAAAAGAGUGGCCUGCGUGAUGAUUUGGACGAAAUCGAUGAGAAUGAUGUGGGUGAGAAGAAACGUUUGGCCUUGUUGGAUGCCAUGAUGGAAAUGGAAAAGAAUCCCGAAAUCAAAUGGACCGAUAAGGAUGUUAUGGAUGAAGUUAACACCAUUAUGUUUGAGGGCCACGAUACCACCGCCUCCGGUUCCAGCUUUGCCCUCUGCCUGUUGGGCAUUCAUAAGGAUGUCCAACAACGCGUCUUUGAGGAACAACAGACCAUCUUUGGUGAUAAUCUCAAUCGUGAUUGCACAUUUGCUGAUACUCUGCAAAUGUCCUACUUAGAGCGUGUCAUCUGCGAAACUCUGCGUUUAUAUCCACCAGUACCAUUGAUUGCCCGCAAGGUGGAGGAAGAUGUUAAACUGAAAUCGGGUCCUUAUACCGUAGCCAAUGGCACCACUGUGGUGUUGUUGCAAUACCUUGUGCAUCGUCGCCCCGAUUUAUAUCCCGAUCCAGAGAAAUUCAAUCCUGAUAAUUUCUUGCCUGAACGCACCGCCGGACGUCACUAUUAUGGCUUUAUUCCCUUCAGUGCUGGACCCCGCAGUUGUGUGGGUCGCAAAUUUGCCAUGUUGCAAUUGAAGGUAUUGCUGUCGACCAUCAUUCGCAAUUAUCGCGUCUCCUCAUCGCGCACCCAAAAAGAUUUCCAAUUGCAAGGUGAUAUUAUUUUGAAGAUGGCCAAUGGUUUCAAUAUUUGCCUGGAACGUCGUGCCACCGCUAAAGCGUAAAUUUUGAUGUAAGCUUAGAGACAAUGGAACACUUAUAUAUAACAAAUUGGCGUAUUCUCCCCCUUAAUAGAUGUAGCCCUUAAUUUAACACUAUAGUUAGGUAAGAACAUUCUACGACUACUACUAACCUCGCUAACAUUUUACCGAUGAACGUGUGCCCUAUAACAGACUACCAAUGACAUAAGGAAGAUUUUCAAUUAAUAACACAACACAACUUAGCUAACAUUUACAAACUUUUUAUUUUAAGAUUAACAUGUGAAUGCAACGAGAGCAAGAAAAAAAAGGUUUAAUAAAAAAAAAAUGGUCAUGCACAGGUUAAAACUGUCAAAAGAA